GUCGUCAUUCAUUCAUUCCCAGAGCGCGAAUCGUUGCGGCUGCGAAUGCGGGCGCAUUCUCGUAUUUUGUUUCUGUUUUUCUUCCGCCAGUUUUUUUUUUUUUAAUUAAAUAAAAUACGUCGCGUUCAAAUCGUUUUCAUUUGUUAUUAUUGUUGGUGCUUGUGCGCGUUGUUGGCCUUUGUCUGUGCGCCAUGGAAAUGCCCUGAAUGUCACACAAACAAACAUAAACACACACACACACACACACAUACACAGAGGGGCGCAAGCAAACACACAGAUACACACCAAUACAUAAACACGAAGGCUCAGCAUGUUCUGAGCUGCGUUUGUGGCUAACAAAAUGGUCAAAUCGCUGGUGUCCAAACUUCAAGCAUCCUCGAAUCUCUCGUUGGCGCAGACUUUUGGUAUUGGCAGCGGCAGCAGCGGCGCAGAGGAAACGAAUUACGCAAAACAUCGGAAUGAUCCCGGCCGUUUCUUUGGCGAUGGCGUCCAGUUCAAGGCCAAGCUGAUUGGCAUCUUGGAAGUGGGCGAGGCGCGUGGCGAUCGCAUGUGCCAGGAGGCGUUGCAGGACCUGAAAAUGGCCAUACGCGCUGCCGGCGAGCACAAGCAGCGCAUCAUCAUCCAUGUGACCAUCGAUGGUCUCAGAUUGCGCGAUGAGAAGACCAGCGAUUCGCUUUACCAUCAUCCCGUGCACAAGAUCUCGUUCAUAGCACAGGACAUGACGGAUUCGCGUGCGUUUGGCUACAUAUUUGGUUCGCCGGAUAGCGGACAUCGAUUCUUUGGCAUCAAGACGGACAAGGCGGCCAGCCAGGUGGUGCUGGCCAUGCGCGAUCUCUUCCAGGUCGUCUUCGAGCUGAAAAAGAAAGAGAUCGAAAUGGCACGCCAGCAGAUCCAGGGCAAGACCAUGCACGAUCAUGCCACCCAACUGGCCUCCCUGUCCUCGCUGAAAGCGAGCCACAACGAACUCGCCUCCGGCAGCAGCUCCUCCGCCGCAGCGCAUGCAGCCAAUCUGAGCAUGCUCGGCGGGAACUCCUCGAAUGGCGUUGGCCUAACAAGGCUGGGGGUCAAUCUGGAUGUGAGCAAGAGCGGAGCAGCCAAGGAGAUCUCACCGGAAUCUGUGGCAGACCUGGUUGAUCUGGAGCAGGAGCUGACUUCGCUGCAGCGUGGCAUUAGCCAGAUGGAGCGCAUUACGCCCAAUGAGCCGGGCACAACUCAAUCCGGCCAUGGCCUGGCCAAGUCAGCCAGUGAGGAUGAUCCGUUUGGCGACUCCUUCAUCUAUGUGCCCUCGUACAACAUCUUGCCGCCGCCACCCGAGUCCGGACGCACUCGACACAAGCAGCAGCAGCAGCAGCAGCAGCAACAGCCCAACAAGACGGCAGAGAGCGCUGCUCUGGAUACGCUGCUAUCGCCAGCGCCUGGUGCGAGCGGCUCACCGGCCACGUUGCAGACGGCGGAUGAUGAUGAUAGUUGGCUGCACGAGCUGCAGCAGCAGAACGAUGUCUUCGAUACCACCAAGGUGUCCGCCACGCCUACGCCCAUGUCAGCUGCCGCCGUGCUGGGAAGCAUGCCAAUGGCGCCGUUGGCAGCCAGGGAAUCCUCAGCCACGCCCACGCAGCAGAGCAGCGACAUCUCAGCAGUGCCCGCAACGGCAGGAGGAGUAACUGCAACAGCUACGACAGCAGCAGCCAUCGAUGUGGGGCUGAGUGCGUUGAGCAGUUUAACAGAGACGGAGAGCGCAGCCAAUGGGACGACGUCGUCAGCGGCAGGAGGAGGAGGAGCGGGAGCGGGAGCUGCAGCUGCAGCGGUCAUGUCGGAUGCGUUCACAGAUCUGGAUCCGCUGGGCAUUGGGCGCACACGGCCCUAUGUCGAUAAGAAAUAUUUCUUCCAAGAGCUUAAGAAUCCGCCCAAGAAGCUGCUGAAGGAGCUUGGCUCCAGUCAGGGCGAUAACUUUGAUGAUUUUCUCAGUGGCAGGGAUAGUUCGAUCUUUGAGGAGAGCACCACAGCAACAGCUGCAACAGCAGCAGCAACAACAGCAACAAUGACAACGACAACUACUAACACAACAGCAGCAGCAACUGUUGCUGGCUCAGGUAACGCCGCCAGUUGCAGCAGCAGCACCACAACAACCACAACUAACCCACUAAUAACCACCGCAAGCCUUGGGCAACACCACCUGCUACUAACAAACAGCUCCAACAGCUUCCGUUCCCAGCCAAGUCCCACGCCCCCGCACCAAGCGCCGUCCCAGUCCCUGUCUCUGUCCCAGUCGCAUUCCCACUCCCAGACCCAGACUCCGUCUCUUUAUCUUGGCCAAGUCGAAGACUUUUCGGCUGCCAAACUAAAACUAAUGCUACGUCAGAGUGCAGCCCUGUCCAAGCCUAUUAACCAAUCCGUCAACUAUUAUACCACAGAGCCGACGAUCAGCAAUCCCCUGGAGGAGCAUCAGGAUAGCAAUCCCGUGCUGCUGCCACGCGACACCGAUCCAUUCUCACCCACGCGUAAAAAGAGCGAUCCGGAUCCCUUCCAGGAUGGCGAUCUCUUUGCCAAGCUGGACGCCUUUGAGUUCGAUGUGCCACAGCCAGCGGUCAGCACAGCAGCGCCAGCCAGUGUAUUCAAUGGUCCACUCCAGGUGCAGUUGCCGCCAGAACAGCAGCCGACGCAGUCUUCGGAGAGCUGGCAGGCGGACAUCUCCCGGCUGGAGCCUGCUCCGCUGCCCCACAGCAGCAGUGUGCGUCAUCGACCCACGCCCGCGGCCAGUGUCGUCAAUGUGGGUGGUCCUCUGGAUGUCAUCUCGAGCAUUAGCAACAAGAAGAUGCCGCAUUUAUUUGGCCAGGCGCGUUUCUCGAAGCGCGGCGACUCCGCCAGCGGCAUCGGCUCCAGCGUCAACAUGCGCCGGCUGCAGGAGAGCGACUCGCUCAGCGAGAAUGAGGCAGCGCCAGAGCCGCCGCCACGGCCGGACUCCACGCCCUAUGCUGAGCCGCCGCCGCUGCCGCCCAAGAAGCAGUUCAGCGAUCUGGUGAUCAGGCCCUCACCCGCAGCACCACCUGUCGGUCGCUACGAGUACUUGAACCAUAGCAGCAAUCAGCUGCGCCGCAGCGCCGAUGCACCGCCCAUUCCUCUGCCUUCCCGGCGCGUCGGUCGCUCUGAUGGCAACUUUCCUGGCCCGGGUCGACCACGCAAGCCAGGCCACACCGACGACGAUUAUCUGGCGCCCCUGGGCGGCACGCCCCCGCCGCUGCUGCCACCGCCCACGCAGAGCAGCAGCAGUCGGGCGAGACCACAGCGCCAGGCCUCGUUGGGCCGACCGCAGGACAUCUACGAGAACAAGGCCGAGAUCCUGCAGGCCCAGGCUGCCCAGGCACAGUCGCAGAAGGAGUCAGCAGCGGCAGCAGCACUAGCGCCAGAUAUUACGCUGGCCCAGCUGCUCUCGCUGGGCAUGGAUGAGCUGGCCGUCAAGCUGAAUGUGCCCGCCACCAAGCUGAGCACUAUGACCCUAGUGCAGCUGACCGCCUACCUGUCCGAGUUUCUGCAGGCGAGCAACGACCAAACGCAGCCCAAAUCCCGCACGAGUCCCGCCCAGGCACUGCAGUCACCGGCUACGGCCGGCUCCUCCUCCGCCGGCACGGCAGCCGUGUUCAAAGUCAACUUUGAUCAGCAGACCUCGUUUGUGGCCAAGUUCGAUGAUACCUUUGGCGAGGAUGUGGGCCAGGAUUCCUUUGUGGCCAACUUUGCUAACUUCAACGAGGCGCCUGUUUGCCCGGCCGUGCCAGCUGUGCCGGCUGUGCCACCUGCGGAUCGGUAUGCGGUCUUCCGAGAAAUCAUCGAUCAGGAGCUGCAACAGCAGCAGCAGGAGACAGAUCUCAUGGGUGACCUAACGCCGCCGCCCGUGGAUGAGACGCAGCAGGAGCAGCAGCAACAGCAGCAACAACCACAACAACAGCAGCAACAACAACAACAGCCGCUUGCCCAGCUGGACAUUGAUGUGACUGAGCUGGAAAUGGAGCCGCCCCCGCCCAAGAUAGACACCAAAAUCACUGAAGUGGUGGCCCAGGCCAAGGAUCGCUAUGCAGCGCUGCGUGACAUAAUUCUGGUGGAGAAUCUGUUUGACAAACCGCCACCAAGCGCUGCUCCAGCUGUGGCCACUGCUGAGAAGGAUCUGCUGCAGGACUUGUUCAGCGAUGAGUUCAACGAGGAUCAGGACAUACGCCAGAUCAUGGACAGCGGCCACGACAGACGUGGGCUCGUCGAUAGUCGCGGCCUGCCCGCCGAGCCGUCAUCCUCGGCGCUGACUGUGGCCGAUGAUGAUGACGACGACGAUGAGGAUGCCGGCGGUGAGAGCAGCAUGGAUAGUAACGAGAAGGAUGCAGAGCCGGUCAGUGCACAGGAUCAGUACGAGAAGCUGUCCACCAGCGCGGAGAAGCCAGAGUUCAAGUCCGAGGAGCUGCUGCCCCCUAAGCAGGACAACAAAUUCCUAGCCGUGAUCAGCGGUCCGGGCUGCGCGGGCAGAGACGACAUCGAGAUCGAUGAGCUGAUGCAGCGUGCCAUCUCCAAUCUGUCGCUCGACUCACGUGAUCGCACCUCCCCGGCCACAUCCUCGGCGGCGCCAUCUCGUGGGCCGCCCUCCCACAGUCUGCACACUCCCUCGCAGUUCAACGAUGUGAGCACCUCGCCAAUUCCCCUGCAGAAAUCGCCAGCGCCCAUAAUGAGCCAGGCGGCUGCCUCGCCAGUGCCCUCACAGCUCUCGGCGGUGUCCCAGCUAAUCGACACGGCCACCAAGCAGAUGCAGGGCGACCGGGAUCGGGACCGCGAUAAGCCCUCCUGGGCUACCUUCGAUUCACCCAAGAUGUCCGGCCCGUCCACUGGCAGUGGCAAGGGCAAGGCACGUCUAACCCUGCCACCGCCACCCGCAUCCAAUACAUCGCAACAGGACACCGCGGAGUCACCCUGCAGCUCGGAUCCGCGCGACGAUGCCGGCGGCUGGUCCAAACAGCAGCAGCAGCGUCGCUGGGCCAAAAAGGAACGCCAGCAGACGUCCUCCUCCUCGCGAGAUCUUAGUCCUUGGGAUGAUGAGACGCCCGAAUAUCUUAAACAGCAGCGUCGCAAUCUGCCACCGCCUUCGCAGCUCGCACCGCAUCCUCAUGCACAUGGCUACUACAUGCGACACGCUCGACGUCUCAACUCCUGCGACGAGGAUUACGACUACGAUGCUGAGCUCUGCGCUCGCCGCGAUCGGGAGCAUGCCCAGCGCAAGUUCAAGCAUGGACUCUCACGCAGCAGGGAUAACUUUGAAUUGGAUUCUCCCAGUUGGUAUCAUCAUCCGGCACAUCACACCUGGUCACCGCAGGAGAUGGAGCAGGGUGUGCGUGCUCGUUCCUUUGAGCGCAGCGCCUACGAGCGCUCUAGCUAUGGUCCGCCAGCGCCCUUAUAUGAUAAGCGUGGACAGCCGCUGCCUCGAGAUCGGGAACGGGAACGUUCCAAGUAUAGGGAGCGUGAGUACAGAGACUAUGCGCGGCCGGGCUACGAGUUUGAGUACGAGAACGUCUACGAUGAGCGACGAUCGCCCAUGGGAAUGGGUUAUAAAUCACGACCCGACUAUAUAUACGAGCGGGACAGCAGGGACAGAGAGCGGGAACGGGAGCGAGAGCGCAAGUCGUUCGAUCACGAGAGCGUCGAGUCAUUUGAGAGCUCGUCACGACGGCGACGCAGCUUCGGCAGUGGCGGCGAUGUCUACGGCAGCCUGGACAGCCGGGAUGAGUAUCGCGAGCGGGAUCGGGAGCUGAAGACGCGAUCGCUGCGCAAACCGGCCACGUCAUCCGCAAAGCUGCGGGUGACCGGCGACAUUGACUACGAACAGGACUCGGAGCAGGACUUCCAGAGGCAGCGCAGCCUGCAAAGACCCAGUCAAUUAGGCGCAGAAGUCGUGCCAGGUGCGCCACAGCGUCUACGCAAGAGCAGCGGCUCCAGUCCAUGGGAUGGUGAGGAGGCCGCGCCGCCUGGACAGAAAUCGUGGAAGCGACCAGCCAGCGCUGCAGAGACUGAGCGUCGUUUGGCGGAGAGUCGCCGGGCCGCAGCCUUGGGUCAAACGCCCUCCGAUGGCGAGAAGGAUCGCAGAUUCCGCAAGAAGACGCGAGCACGCAGCACCAAGGAUCUGGCCACAGUCGGCGCUCGCUAUGGCAGUGGGCGUGGCGUGCGCGAUAAUUACGACUACAUCAGUUGCCAGCGCAACGACGAUGACGACGACGACGAGGAUUAUGUGGACGACGAGCCGCCCACAGAUGAGGAUAAGUUCGAGCGCCUGAAUCGACGUCGCCACGAGAUGCACCAGCGCAUGCUGGAGAGCGAGCGCCGGCAGCAAGAGCGCCAUGCGCCCACACUGGCCAAGCUGCCUGGGCAGAACCGGCCACGUGGUGCCAACAGCGAUUAUGGCUUCGUGGACAGUUAUGAGCAAACACCCACGCCCAGAUCGAAUGCCAGCAGCACGGCGGUCAUGAUGAGUGGCGGUGAAUCCUCAGCUGGCGUCGGUAUUGGCGGCGGCGGCGGCGGCGGUGGCACAAAAUUCAAUUUCGAUGAUGGCUUUGAGUCGGAUUUCAAUCAGAGCUCGCCACCUCCAGCGCCAGCAGGCACUGCAUCCAGCUGCAACUCCACGCCAGCUGGACACAUUUCGACCAGCAGCACGGUGGGUUCCAAAUCGCUGUUCCGCUUCUCCAACGACUUCUCGGAGCGCGAGAAAUUGCAACAGCAACAGCAGCAGCAGUUGCAGCAUCGCAACGACAACUUCGAUAUGGAAGCUCCUUCCAGUCAGACGCCACCCAUAACCCAGAAGCUGCGCUUCGACGACAAUGUGAAGGUGUCGCAGUUCGAUGAUGCCGCCUUUGAGGAUGAUUUCGCCAAAGCCUCGUUCGACUUUGACAAGGAGCAGGCGUCGCCAGCAGUGCCCUCAGCCUCCAGCCGUAAGCAGAACAUGCGAAGCAGCAAGCUGCAGCAGCGCCAGGAGCUGAUCAAAAAAUCCGAAUCGGUUAAUAUAUUUGCCAAAAAGCAAGAGGAUCCCUUCGAGGACGAUGAGUUCUUUAAGUCACCCGACGAACAGCCGCUGCCCGGGCAGGAGGAGUCCACCAAUGCGGAUGCCAAUAAAUUCCAGUGGAACGAGGAAAACAAUUUCGCAAAGUUCGAUGAAAACAUGUGAUUUGAUCAACUCUUUGCCAAGGCCUCAUGCAAUAGCAAAGCAGCACUCGCCGAGCAGCCAGAGAGCGAUGGCGGCAACUAUGCCGAGAUCGAUG
Drosophila mojavensis is the source of this 7277-nucleotide messenger RNA. RefSeq names its product protein disabled (gene Dab). Lineage: Eukaryota; Metazoa; Arthropoda; Insecta; Diptera; Drosophilidae. The record is from RefSeq and is a predicted model, not a curated record. Bases 341 to 7183 code for a protein of 2280 amino acids. The transcript has 9 exons.